Messenger RNA from Rhinocladiella mackenziei CBS 650.93, 2427 nucleotides. Its product is annotated as aconitate hydratase, mitochondrial. Gene Ontology annotation, biological process: tricarboxylic acid cycle. Lineage: Eukaryota; Fungi; Ascomycota; Eurotiomycetes; Chaetothyriales; Herpotrichiellaceae. The coding region runs from base 1 to 2427 and encodes 808 amino acids. The record is from RefSeq and is a predicted model, not a curated record. The transcript has a single exon. Gene Ontology annotation, cellular component: cytosol; mitochondrion. Gene Ontology annotation, molecular function: 4 iron, 4 sulfur cluster binding; aconitate hydratase activity.
AUGUCUGUCUUGUUACAGCGGGUACCGCCAACGCGGGUGAGGUGCCCACUCGACCUUGGUUCCUGCUCCACGACGCGACGAGGAUAUCGUCGUGGCUAUGCGAUCCUCACUCAAUCCCAAUCAGCUUCACGACGAAAGGCCGCAGUACCUCCUUACCAGAAGAUCCUGAGGAAAUUCGAAGACGUGAGAACAACAUUGGGACUUAGGAAGCUCACCCUCGCCGAAAAGAUCCUCUACUCCCACCUCGACAAUCCUGACGAAUCGCUGUUGACCAACACCAACAAUGGCAAGAAUAUUCGAGGCAACGCCAACCUCAAGCUCAAGCCCGAUCGAGUUGCUAUGCAGGAUGCUUCUGCUCAAAUGGCAAUCCUCCAAUUCAUGACCUGCGGCCUGCCCUCCACCGCCGUACCUGCUAGUAUCCACUGCGACCACAUGAUUGUUGGUGAAAGGGGGGCGGACACAGAUUUACCGAAUUCAAUCGCGGGGAACAAGGAAGUUUUCAACUUUCUGGAGUCCGCAGCAAAGAGAUAUGGAAUUGAAUUCUGGCCUCCAGGCGCUGGUAUUAUACAUCAAACGGUGCUAGAGAACUACGCGGCACCCGGUCUGAUGAUGCUCGGCACAGACAGUCAUACACCGAAUGCCGGAGGACUGGGCGCGAUUGCAAUUGGCGUCGGUGGCGCGGACGCGGUGGAUGCCCUCGUUGAUGCUCCUUGGGAGCUCAAAGCUCCAAAGAUUUUGGGUGUUCGCCUGGAAGGUAAACUAAGUGGCUGGACAUCUGCCAAAGACGUGAUCCUCCACUUGGCAGGGAAGCUUACUGUUCGUGGCGGUACCGGUUUCAUCAUUGAAUAUCAUGGACCUGGAGUCGACACGCUCAGUUGCACCGGGAUGGCCACCAUCUGCAACAUGGGCGCCGAGGUGGGAGCGACCACCUCCAUAUUCCCAUUUUCUGAGAAUCACAUUCCAUACUUGCAGGCCACGGGGCGAGACUCGAUCAUCGAUGCUAUCAAGGGAAUUGCAUACGGGUCAGAACAAUACAACUUUCUACGUGCAGACAGUGGCGCGGAAUACGACCAAAUGAUCACCAUUAAUCUCUCGGGACUGGAACCACACAUCAAUGGACCAUUCACCCCAGAUCUGGCUACGCCCUUGUCCAAGUUCAAAGAUGCGGUCAAAAGCAAUAAUUGGCCUGAAACCUUCUCGGCCGGUUUGAUUGGCAGCUGUACCAACAGUUCGUAUGAGGACAUGACUCGCGCCGAAGACCUGGUCAAGCAAGCCCAUGCUGCUGGCCUGAGACCAAAAUCCGACUUCUUCAUUACUCCAGGAAGUGAGCAGGUCCGAGCCACGCUCGAAGACGGCAAAACGCUGGAAAUAUUUAUGGACGCUGGUGGCACCGUGCUGGCCAAUGCUUGUGGACCCUGCAUCGGGCAGUGGAAGCGCACCGAUGGGGUCAAGAAAGGCGACGAUAAUGCCAUUUUGUGCUCUUACAACCGCAAUUUUCCCGGCCGCAACGAUGGCAACCCUCGGACGAUGAGCUUUCUUGCUUCGCCCGAAAUUGUGACCGCCAUGUCAUAUGCUAGUUCAACCUCUUUCAAUCCAGUGUUGGAUGAAAUCCCGACGCCAUCGGGUAAGAAGUUCAAGUUCGAGCCCCCCAAAGGCGCCCAGUUGCCAGCGUCUGGUUUCUCCAUCGGCAAUCCUGCAUUCCUACCAUCCUCUGCUGAUCCAGACCCCAAUGUUCAAGUGGUUGUCGACCCGGAUUCUGACCGAUUGGCGCUCUUGGAGCCCUUUAAACCAUUCCCAGACGGUGAGCUGAAAGGACUGAAGGUCUUGUACAAGGUCAGGGGCCAAUGCACAACAGACACCAUAUCGGCCGCUGGCCCGUGGCUCAAGUACAAAGGCCAUCUCCCAAACAUUGCCGAAAACACGCUGAUUGGUGCUGUCAAUGCGGCCACGGGAGAAAUCAACGUCGCGUACGACAGUGACGGCUCAAAAAUGUCUAUCCCCGAGCUCGCCAAAAAAUGGAAAGGACAGGGUCAGCAUUGGCUAGUCGUGGCCGAAGACAAUUACGGCGAAGGAUCCGCAAGAGAACAUGCUGCACUACAACCAAGGUACCUGGGAGGCCAAAUCAUUCUGGCCAAGAGCUUUGCACGCAUCCACGAAACCAACUUGAAGAAGCAGGGGGUGGUCCCAUUGACUUUUGCCACCAAGGAAGAUUACGAUCGACUUGAUGCAUGCGACCAAGUAGACACGGAAGGUCUUUGGGACGCCCUGCAGAACCACGGUCAGGGCGAAAUCACUCUCAAAGUCACGAAGAAAGAUGGAGAAAGCUUCACGAUCGCCGUCAAGCACACUUUGAGCAAGGACCAGUGCGGAUUCAUCCUUGCGGGUAGUGCACUGAACCUUCUUUCCAAGCGCCACCAAGCCGAGUGA